AUGAAGAAGAGACUCGGGUAUAAGGGCAGAAGAAUGCACAGCACAGCAGCCUCUGCCCCAGUCGACACCAUGGGUCUCAAGUUGAGAAUAGAAAAUAUCAAGAAGUUGAAGACAUACAAGAGAAGAGACAUCUUAAACUUUGAUGAGACUGAUCUCUUCUACAAGCAACCCCCCACCACCACCAUCUCAAAGGCUGCGGUUUCUGGCCAAAAAUUCAACAAGACUUGGCUCACUGUGGCCCUCAUUGCUAACUCUGAUGACUCCUUAAAAUUGGAGCUAUUUAUCAUUGGCAAGCAUGCCAAACCUCGUUGCUUUAGCAAGAAGACUAGUAAUUUACUACAAAUCUUAUAUAAGCUGCGAUUAAUAAGUUUCACUGGAAAAAUGACCCUGAAUACCUAUGUGUGGGGGUACCUGAACACCAUAGUAAAUUUAGGGUGA
Messenger RNA from Phycomyces blakesleeanus NRRL 1555(-), 438 nucleotides. RefSeq lists its product as hypothetical. Bases 1 to 438 code for a protein of 145 amino acids. The record is from RefSeq and is a predicted model, not a curated record. Gene Ontology annotation, molecular function: nucleic acid binding. The transcript has a single exon. NCBI's taxonomy places the organism in Eukaryota, Fungi, Mucoromycota, Mucoromycetes, Mucorales, Phycomycetaceae.